Molecule: messenger RNA, 2969 nt
Organism: Pseudophryne corroboree (corroboree frog)
Lineage: Eukaryota; Metazoa; Chordata; Amphibia; Anura; Myobatrachidae
Gene: PNN
Product: pinin, desmosome associated protein
Exons: 9
Coding region: 77-2188 (703 amino acids)
Cellular component (GO): catalytic step 2 spliceosome
Source: RefSeq, a predicted model, not a curated record
GCCCGGAGGCGUGGCCCUGGCCGCGGGCAGACAGGAGCCGCAUGGUCGUGGCCCUCAGACGCGGGCUGCACGGUGUAUGGAUGGUCUUGUGAGGCGGGAGGCCCCCAUGUUUUUGCUCUGCAGAGUCUCGGCCUGGAUGAGACCGGGAGCCUGGCCCAGCUGCUGCAUGUGCGCCUCAGAGGCAGUGCUUGGAUAUGACCGCUCGGAGUGCGUUCGUUCAUUCAUUCGUUUGCUGCCUGCACCAGCAAGACGGCUGACCAUCACAGGUCCAAAUGCAAUUGGAGGUAGAGGCCGUGGUGGCAUUGUGCUACGGCGUGGACUCUCGGAUAGUGGAGGAGGACCCCCAGCCAAACAGCGGGACUUUGAAGGUGCAUUGAGCAGGCUGAGUGGGGACCGUCGGCCGAGGAGAGAGUCACGCCAGGAAAGCGACGCUGAGGAGGAGGAUGAUAAAAAACCAGCGUUGCAGUCCUCAGUGGUUGCUACCUCCAAGGAACGUACACGCCGAGAUCUUAUACAAGAUCAGAACAUGGACGAAAAAGGAAAGCAGAGAAAUCGGCGUAUAUUUGGCCUGUUGAUGGGUACCCUUCAGAAGUUUAAGCAAGAAUCAAAUGUUGCUACAGAAAGACUAAAGAGACGGCAAGAAAUUGAGCAGAAGCUUGAAGUGCAGGCAGAGGAAGAGAAGAAACAGGUGGAAAAUGAGCGUCGAGAACUAUUUGAGGAAAGACGUGCCAAACAAACAGAGCUGCGACUAUUGGAGCAGAAGGUUGAGCUGGCACACUUGCAAGAAGAGUGGAAUGAACACAAUGUCAAAAUUAUCAAAUAUAUAAGGACUAAAACAAGACCCCAUCUGUUUUACAUACCUGGCAGAAUGUCCCCACCAACUCAAAAGUUGUUAGAGGAUUCGCAGAAAAAGAUGAAUGCUAUAUUUGAAAGUAGGCGCAUUGAAUUUGCAGAACAAUUAAAUAAAAUGGAAGCAAGGCCUAGGCGCCAUUCCAUGAAAGAGAAAGAUCAAGAAAGGAAGCACGAGGAUGACGAUGAAGAACAGAAGGAGGAUCGAGAAGAUGGUAAGGUGGCUCGGCAUGAGAGAGAGGAGGAGACAGGUAACCUGCGUAAUGACAUAGAGAUGGAGGACACCUUUGAGGAAGAGAAAGAUGUAAGUGUUAGUUUAACAGACAUAGAAAUGGCGCAGGAGAGUAGACUUAUAGAAGAUGUUGAGGACUCUAAAGCUGAGGAAAAGAUUGAGGAAGAGGGUAGAGUAGAGGUGGAGGUGCCCCAGGUUAGUAAGUGGGAAGAUCAGGAAGCUGAGGUUGAUGAGGCGGUAAAGGAAGAGGAGGAGAGGAAAGAUGGUGUAGAUGAGGAUCAACAGCAGGCAGUGGAUACCAGCCAGCCAAGUGUCUUGGAAUUGGCAGAUGACAUUAACAAUAGUAAGGAAGUGGAGAGAGAGGAGAAAACUGAUGAUCAACCUGAAAAUAAGCUUGAUGAGACAGAUCAAAAAAGUGAACCAGACCCUGACCUAGAAACUGAAACUACAGAAAGACAAGAAAAGGAACGACUGACGGAACUGAUGUUCCAUCCACCAACUAAUUAUGAGCCUCAGACAAGGCUGGAAACACACUACCGUGUGGAAGAGCAGCCGGUGAUAGAGAAACAGGAGACUGUAGUAGUAGCUGUAAAUACGACUGAGACCCAAAUAGAGCAGGUCCAUAUCUCCUCAGGACUGCAAGUUAAAAAGAGCAGUAGAGGAAGAAAUAAGAACAAAGCGGGCAAGAGCCGAAGUCGUAGUAGCAGCAGUAGUUCUAGUAGCAGCUCCAGCAGUAGUGGAAGUAGUUCUAGCAGCAGCAGUAGUCACAGCAGUUCAAGCAGUAGCAGCAGCAGUGGAAGCAGUAGCAGAGAUAGCAGUUCAAGCAGUAGUAGCAGCAGUGCAAGUCGAAGCCGGAGUAGAGGUAGAGGGCAUGUCCGUGACGAAAAACGCAGGAGAAGUGUGGAGCGAAAGCGCAGAGAUGCGUCUGGCGUAGAAAGGAGUCACAAGUCUUCAAAAGUCAGUAGCAGAGACUCCAAAGGAUCCAAGGACAAAGGAUCAUCGAGGUCUGACCGGAAGAGAACCACUUCGGAAGGCAGCCGGUCUGGCAAAAGACCAUCACGAAGCGAAAGAGACCGUAAAUCAGACAGGAAAGAUAAAAGGCGUUGACAAAUGAAUGGUCUGUGGACUGUAGAUGAACAUGGUGCUGCCUUAACAAUAGUGUGGUACUAAUUGUUUUGGAAAGCACAAUUUUCUCUUUUAUAUAUAUUUUUUUUUUUUCUGUUUUUCUUCAUUUUGCAUAAUUUUCAUAUUUUGUGAUUAAACAGAUGUAAGCGCAAAGAUCUUCAAAUAAAACUGUUAAGGAUUUUUCCCUUAUCUUCGCCUCAUUUAUUUGCUAGCCUGGGCUUUAAUAUAACCACACCAUAUCUGUUUAUUAGAUUUUAUUGAUCUAAGCAAAAUUGAGACCCCAUUAGAUACCCCAUAUUCAUAUUUUUAUUUUUUAACUACGGAGUGAAGGCUAGUCUUUUAUUGGAUUCAGUUUCAGAAACUGUAGUAUUUCAUCCUUGUCAUCAUGGAAUACAGUUUUUAAUUUCCUAAAGAUUACUCCCACACUUACUAUUUUAAGGGUCAACAUAAAGAAAUGCUAUUAAUGUUGAGCACUUACUUUGUCCUGAUUAGAGAACUCUCCGCGUCCCGCUAUCUGAACUCACGGUUGCUGCGUCUGGUUUGAGCAGCAUCUCAGGGUGACAAUGUACUUACUAAUAGACAAAUUAAAGUUAUAUGUACAGAUCUUGUUUUUAUCCAGUACAGUCUGUUUGGAAUAUGGUAAAUUAGUCUCUAAUACUUGGCAUUGCCAAAAUAUUUUGCCACCAUUGUAUGUUUUAAAAUUUUGUAAGACUGGUUACAACUGUUGAGCUGUGAUGUGCAAAUAAAUGAUUUUUGACUAGCA